Messenger RNA from Oreochromis aureus, 586 nucleotides. RefSeq names its product luteinizing hormone subunit beta (gene lhb). The record is from RefSeq and is a predicted model, not a curated record. Gene Ontology annotation, biological process: ovulation; G protein-coupled receptor signaling pathway. The transcript is spliced from 3 exons. Gene Ontology annotation, molecular function: hormone activity. Gene Ontology annotation, cellular component: cytoplasm; extracellular region. NCBI's taxonomy places the organism in Eukaryota, Metazoa, Chordata, Actinopteri, Cichliformes, Cichlidae. Bases 27 to 464 code for a protein of 145 amino acids.
AACUAAUCCAACUUGCCGCCUACAGAAUGAUGGCACAGAUUAGCAGAAUGCUCCUUGCUCUGAUGUUGAGUUUGUUUGUUGGAGCUUCAACUUUCAUCUUAUCUCCUGCAGCGGCCUUCCAGCUGCCGCCCUGUCAGCUCAUCAACCAGACAGUGUCUCUGGAGAAAGAGGGCUGUCCCAGCUGUCACCCAGUAGAGACAACCAUCUGCAGUGGACACUGCAUCACCAAGGACCCUGUCAUCAAGAUACCAUUCAGCAAUGUGUACCAGCAUGUGUGCACAUACCGGGACCUGUACUAUAAAACAUUUGAGCUUCCCGACUGCCCACCUGGUGUAGACCCGAUCGUCACCUACCCCGUGGCUUUGAGUUGCCACUGCGGUCGCUGUGCCAUGGACACAUCUGACUGCACCUUUGAGAGCAUGCAACCGGACUUCUGCAUGAAUGACAUCCCUUUCUACUACUAAAAGAAGCUCAAUCACAUUUAAAUACAUUAUACAGAGUAUAUGGAAGCUGCCCUGUUGUUUAGAAUCAACCAGUAAUAAAAAAAAUAUAUGUUUCUGCAAUCGAAAUAAACACAUGAUGAAUA